CCUGAUGGACACAAAGUGGGUGACCUCUGAGUUGGCAUGGACAACUCAUCCAGAGACAGGGUGGGAAGAAGUCAGUGGCUAUGACGAGGCCAUGAACCCUAUCCGCACGUACCAGGUCUGCAACGUACGGGAGGCCAACCAGAACAACUGGCUGCGUACCAAAUUCAUCCAGCGCCAGGAUGUCCAGCGCGUCUACGUGGAGCUGAAGUUCACUGUGCGGGACUGCAACAGCAUCCCCAACAUCCCUGGCUCCUGCAAAGAGACCUUCAACCUCUUCUAUUAUGAGUCAGAUACGGAUUCUGCCUCUGCAAACAGUCCUUUCUGGAUGGAGAACCCCUAUAUCAAAGUGGAUACAAUUGCCCCAGAUGAGAGCUUUUCCAAGCUGGAAUCUGGCCGCGUGAACACCAAGGUGCGCAGCUUUGGCCCUCUCUCCAAGAAUGGUUUUUACCUUGCCUUCCAAGACCUGGGAGCCUGCAUGUCCCUCAUCUCCGUCCGGGCUUUCUACAAGAAAUGCUCCAACACCAUUGCUGGCUUUGCUGUCUUCCCGGAGACUUUGACGGGGGCUGAGCCCACGUCCCUGGUCAUCGCACCGGGCACCUGCAUCCCCAAUGCGGUGGAGGUGUCUGUGCCCCUAAAGCUGUACUGCAACGGCGAUGGCGAGUGGAUGGUACCCGUGGGAGCAUGUACGUGCGCUGCUGGAUAUGAGCCCGCCAUGAAGGAUACCCAGUGCCAAGCGUGCGGCCCAGGAACCUUCAAGUCUAAGCAGGGGGAAGGUCCCUGCUCUCCCUGCCCUCCCAAUAGCCGGACCACCUCUGGAGCAGCAAUGGUCUGCACUUGUCGAAACGGCUUUUUCCGGGCAGACACGGACCCCGCAGACAGCGCCUGCACCAGUGUCCCCUCAGCCCCCCGCAACGUCAUCUCCAACGUGAACGAGACGUCGCUGGUGCUGGAGUGGAGCGAGCCGCAGGACACGGGCGGGCGGGAUGACCUGCUCUACAACGUCAUCUGCAAGAAGUGCAGCGUGGAGCGGCGCCUGUGCACCCGCUGCGACGACAACGUGGAGUUCGUGCCGCGCCAGCUCGGCCUCACUGAGCGACGCAUCUACAUCAGCAACCUGAUGGCCCACACCCAGUACACCUUCGAGAUCCAGGCCGUGAACGGCAUCUCCAACAAGAGUCCCUACCCUCCCCAUUUUGCCUCUGUCAACAUCACCACCAACCAGGCAGCCCCAUCUGCCGUGCCGACGAUGCACCUGCACAGCAGCACCGGGAACAGCAUGACGCUUUCGUGGACUCCCCCAGAGAGACCCAAUGGCAUCAUUCUGGACUAUGAGAUCAAGUACUCAGAGAAGGAAGGCCAGAGUGAUGGCAUCGCCAACACGGUCACCAGCCAGAAGAACUCGGUGCGGCUGGACGGGCUGAAGGCCAAUGCUCGGUACAUGGUGCAGGUCCGGGCGCGCACCGUGGCGGGGUAUGGCCGCUACAGCCUCCCCACGGAGUUUCAGACAACUGCGGAGGGUGGUUCCUCCAGCAAGACUUUCCAGGAGCUGCCUCUGAUCGUGGGUUCGGCCACUGCAGGGCUGGUGUUCGUCAUCGUGGUGGUGGUGAUUGCUAUCGUCUGCUUCAGGAAAGGGAUGGUUACUGAACACCUCCUCUCGUCUCCUUUGGGCAGGAAGCAGCGCAACAACACCGACCCUGAGUACACAGAAAAGCUGCAGCAAUACGUUACCCCGGGGAUGAAGGUGUACAUUGACCCCUUCACCUACGAGGACCCAAAUGAAGCUGUUCGGGAAUUUGCCAAAGAGAUUGACAUCUCCUGCGUGAAAAUUGAGGAGGUCAUUGGAGCAGGGGAGUUUGGUGAGGUGUGCCGUGGGCGCCUGAAGCUACCUGGCCGUCGCGAGAUCUUCGUGGCCAUCAAGACGCUAAAGGUGGGCUACACGGAGCGGCAGCGGCGCGACUUCCUGAGCGAGGCCAGCAUCAUGGGCCAGUUCGACCACCCCAACAUCAUCCACCUGGAGGGGGUGGUGACCAAGAGCCGCCCCGUCAUGAUCAUCACGGAAUUCAUGGAGAACUGUGCGCUUGACUCCUUCCUCCGGCUGAAUGAUGGGCAGUUCACAGUCAUCCAGCUGGUGGGAAUGAUGCGAGGCAUCGCCGCUGGCAUGAAGUACCUUUCGGAGAUGAACUAUGUGCAUCGGGAUCUGGCUGCCCGCAACAUCCUGGUCAACAGCAACUUGGUCUGCAAAGUGUCCGACUUCGGGCUCUCUCGCUUUCUGGAGGAUGACCCAGCUGACCCUACCUACACCAGCUCCCUGGGGGGCAAGAUCCCAAUCAGAUGGACAGCUCCCGAGGCCAUCGCCUACCGCAAAUUCACUUCAGCCAGCGACGUGUGGAGCUACGGCAUCGUCAUGUGGGAAGUGAUGUCCUAUGGGGAGCGACCCUACUGGGACAUGUCCAACCAGGACGUGAUCAAUGCUGUGGAGCAGGAUUACCGCCUGCCACCCCCCAUGGACUGCCCCACUGCCCUGCACCAGCUGAUGCUGGACUGCUGGGUGCGGGACCGCAACCUAAGGCCCAAAUUUGCACAGAUCGUCAACACGCUGGACAAGCUCAUCCGCAAUGCUGCCAGCCUGAAGGUCAUCGCCAGCGUCCAGUCUGGCAUCUCCCAACCGCUCCUGGACCGUACUGUCCCAGAUUACACCACCUUCACCACCGUGGGAGACUGGCUGGAUGCCAUCAAAAUGGGACGGUACAAGGAGAACUUCGUCAAUGCUGGGUUUGCCUCCUUUGACCUGGUGGCACAGAUGACUGCAGAGGACCUGCUGAGGAUAGGGGUGACGCUAGCAGGGCACCAGAAGAAGAUCCUGAGCAGCAUUCAGGACAUGAGGCUGCAGAUGAACCAGACGCUCCCAGUGCAGGUUUGACCACAGGGGACUCUGCAUUGGAACGGACCAAGGGAACCUGCCAAAAAGGUUCAGUUUGCGGUGCAGCCCAGCUUCCUGUUUUCCCCUCCACAUGGCGCUCCUCUGCCUCGGACGGUCGCCUGGGACGGGAUGGGACGGGACGCCCUUCCCUGGAUCGAAGGCACUCAUGCUGAGAGGGAGCCCAGCUUUUCGUCCCGUGUCCUGGAAUGGCGAGGCAGCAACACAUCUUCAUAUUGAAGAUGGAUUAUGGGACAGAGAUGGCACAUCCCACUUCCCACCCUGUCUUGGUGCUCAUCGGUUUGAAGAGUUGUUCUGCUUCUUGGAUUUCUUUUCACCCUGUUUUCCUCCCAGUCUUCACUUCCCUCACCUCCCUGAGGCCACAGACUGUUGACCCGUCCACUGACUCCGUCAGACACGUCCGAAGCCUUCCCUAACCCCGUUCCCCACAUGGAAGCAGCCGGGGGAGGCCGAGCCAACGACAGGGCUGGGGCCACCAGCCCCAGACAAUCACUCCUCUCCUCCAGCCCUGGCAAGCCCUCUGCCCAAGGGUCUGCACUGGAACAUAUCUGAAGGGAAGGCUUCGCUCCCUUUCUUGGCUUUGCACGCCAGAACCCGAACCCGAUUUACUAUG
Hirundo rustica (Barn swallow) is the source of this 3551-nucleotide messenger RNA. It is a transcript of the gene EPHB3, whose product is annotated as EPH receptor B3. Gene Ontology annotation, molecular function: protein binding; transmembrane-ephrin receptor activity; ATP binding. The record is from RefSeq and is a predicted model, not a curated record. Gene Ontology annotation, cellular component: plasma membrane; neuron projection. The coding region runs from base 5 to 2920 and encodes 971 amino acids. Lineage: Eukaryota; Metazoa; Chordata; Aves; Passeriformes; Hirundinidae. The transcript is spliced from 15 exons. Gene Ontology annotation, biological process: protein phosphorylation; cell surface receptor protein tyrosine kinase signaling pathway; axon guidance.